Blumeria graminis f. sp. triticale is the source of this 987-nucleotide messenger RNA. The record is from the annotation of a GenBank genome assembly. NCBI's taxonomy places the organism in Eukaryota, Fungi, Ascomycota, Leotiomycetes, Helotiales, Erysiphaceae.
AUGGAAUCACCCGACUUAAUGGACUCCCUUAAUUCCCUGCAGAGUAUGAUCAAUCUCGUUGCAAAAACUGGAAAAUCUUUCCGCUCUUUCAAUACAAGCGAUUCUAAGUCUAGAUUCGCUGCUCACACAAAGGUAUGCAACAGCUUACCAAAUGCCAUUGAAAAAUUUCACUUAGCUGUAGAUGUUCUAGAGUGUGAAAUUCUCCAAUCGAAGGCAGCCCUACUGGACGAACUUGGAUCACUCAAAUUAAAACAACAAACUUAUGAAAAUUCAUGCAUCGUAGAUAACACCAAUAAAUCCACAGCUGACGGCCUCAAUGGGAGUAUACUGGAUGGCGAUACGACUAACCCGGAAAAAGAAAAUAUUGCCUCUAUGGCACAGGCUUCUCCAAAGGUUCCAUACUCUGAGCCAUUAGAGUUGACGGCUACAGAACCAGCUCAGAUUUUUCACGACAGAAAUGAUGACCCCCCAGCUGUAAUAGACUCGCCAUCGCAAUGCUCAAAAAGCCAGGUACUUAAAGUGGAAAAUCACAGUAUCAACCUUGAACUAAAAAAUGAAGAGCCGAUGGCUCUGUCUUUAAAAACAGAUACCUUUCAAGAAAUUUCUAUGGAUUCCCUUUUUGGAAUAUCACCACAAGAAGUAAUAAACAUAAUAUCAGACUCAGGUCCCGAAGAAAUGGUCAUUGACCCGAAACCUCUUGCUGCUGUAACACAAAUUAAAAAUCCCUCGUACAAUAAGAAUUCUAGUUUUGGUCACUCAAAUCUUGAACCAAUACCGCAAUUUUUUGACAUGGCAAAUUUUCACACAACGGCUGACUCAAGUAAAUCUAUUACUAAUGGGAAUGAACAGGUCUUGCUUCAUGAUCAAAAUAUGAACAUUUCAACACAAAAUUUGCCCCCCGAUAUGAAUGGAAUGACUACCCCUGACGACAAUCUAUUUGACGACCUAUUUUUUGGAGACGACACUGAGGACAUAAAUGGAAUCUAA